Molecule: messenger RNA, 2134 nt
Organism: Paramormyrops kingsleyae
Lineage: Eukaryota; Metazoa; Chordata; Actinopteri; Osteoglossiformes; Mormyridae
Gene: tdp1
Product: tyrosyl-DNA phosphodiesterase 1
Biological process (GO): DNA repair
Cellular component (GO): nucleus
Molecular function (GO): double-stranded DNA binding; single-stranded DNA binding; 3'-tyrosyl-DNA phosphodiesterase activity
Source: RefSeq, a predicted model, not a curated record
GUAAAGGCAGUAGAGUCACGCAAGACGGACUACCUUGGAGGGCUUAUAGCCAAACAGCAUGACCACGGCCAUCUUCAGGUCUUCUCUGCUCAGCUGCACGAUGUCUCAAGAGAGUCAGCACGGAAAGUGGACUUUGUCCAGCAGUGAUGACGAGGAUCCGCCUCAGCAAACCGUAUCUAAAGCCUUGAAUCGCCCCAUCCCCGCUUCUACAGAUGACCAUCACUCUCCACUGGGGGUGCAGCAGGAAUCCACCUCCUCAUCGAGCCCAGACGCAAAGACGGAAUGGCCCCCGGAGCCGCCAAAGCCUGACGGUGGCUCUGUUGGCUCUGAAGCCAGGCAAGCAGCCCAUUAUAACCAGCAGAACCCAGUAAAGUUUGAAAACAAAGCGCCGUCUGCCUCCACGAAGAGAAAGAGAGAGACGGAGGAUUCAGGCUGGGCUCUGUCGAGCAGCGACGACGAAGCUGCCGACUCCAGCGACAGAAAACGCAAGCAGCCGAGUCCCAAGAGAACAAAGGUAGAAGACAGACGGCCCCCGAGUCCCCACAGGGAGCCGGACUACAAAGAAGAGCCGGAGGAGUUCUACGAGACCAGUUUGCCUCCGAGUGACGAGAUAUUCCGUUUUUACCUGAACAAGGUGUCCGGCGUAGAGAAGAAGUACAAUACCGGAGCUCUGCACAUUAGAGACAUUCUAUCGCCGCUGUUCGGGACCUUGAAGGAGUCGGUGCAGUUCAAUUACUGCUUCGACAUCGGUUGGAUGGUGCAGCAGUAUCCCCCAGAAUUCAGGGACAAGCCCCUGAUGAUCGUUCAUGGGGAGAAGCGAGAGUCGAAAGCCAGGUUGAUACAGCAGGCACAGCCUUACGGACACAUCCGCUUCUGCCAGGCCAAACUGGAUAUCGCCUUCGGAACCCAUCACACGAAGAUGAUGCUGCUGUGGUAUGAAGAGGGGUUCCGGGUGGUCAUCCUGACGUCCAACAUGAUUCCACACGACUGGUACCAGAAGACACAGGGGCUGUGGCUGAGCCCCCUCUACCCCCGGCUCCCUGAAGGCAGCCCCUCGUCGGCAGGAGAGUCCCCCACCGGCUUUAAGCGCGACCUGCUCGACUACCUCCGCUCCUACCGGUCCCCUGAGCUGGAGGAGUGGACCCAGCGCAUCCAGGAGCACGACCUGUCUGACACCAGGAUCUACCUGGUGGGCUCCACGCCCGGCCGCUACCUGGGGGCUGACAUGGACAGGUGGGGCCACCUGAGGCUGAGGAAGCUGUUGAGCGAACACACACGGCCGGUCCAGAGCGAGGAGCCCUGGCCAGUGGUGGGCCAGUUCUCCAGCAUCGGCUCGCUGGGCGCGGAUGAGACCAAGUGGCUGGCUGCAGAGUUCCAGCAAACGCUUACUACCCUGGGCAAGGGCGGGAAGGCCCUGGGCAGCCGGAACGCGCCCAUGCACCUGGUGUAUCCAUCCGUGGACAACGUGAGGACCAGUCUGGAAGGCUACCCAGCCGGCGGGUCCCUGCCCUACAGCAUCCAGACAGCCCAGCGGCAGCUCUGGCUCCACUCCUACUUACACCGCUGGAUCGCCAAGGGAACGGGUCGAAGCCACGCCAUGCCCCAUAUCAAGACCUUCAUGAGGGCCUCGCCCGACUUCACCGAGCUGGCCUGGUUCCUGAUCACCAGUGCCAACCUGUCCAAAGCGGCCUGGGGUGCCCUGGAGAAGAACAGCACCCAGAUGAUGGUGCGUUCCUACGAGUUGGGAGUGCUGUUCCUGCCCUCUGCGUUUAACAUGAAAACAUUUCGAGUCCAGAAGAAUCCAUUUCCCGCUACUGGCCCCUCCACUUCUUUUCCAGUGCCCUUUGACCUUCCUCCCCAACGCUACGGAAGUAACGAUCAGCCUUGGAUCUGGAACAUUCCCCACACGCAGGCCCCGGACACCCAUGGGAAUGUGUGGGUUCCAUCCUGACCUGGAUCCAUGUUCAGCACUGGAGGACUCAGGACGGUGUCACUGCAGUUCACCUAUACUCACUGCUUUUUUUUUUAAGCUAGUCCCUUAGGGGACCUAUUCUGCUGUAUUAUUUUUUUUUUAAUGACCCACUGUUUAUCAUUCUGAAACAAAAUAAAUGGCCAUUUUUAUGUGCACAAAAUA